AUGUCAAACCAAUGGAUUUCUUCACUAAGAAUGGAAUGGAUGCUAGACGAGGAAGAGAUUAUUAACCUUGUAUUUGGUACAUCAAUUACAUCUCUCAACUGGAAAGACGGGCAAAAAUUAUGUGCAAUUCGACAAGUGAAUGAUAAUUACCUUCUUUCUCAAAAUCAAUUUGAAAAUGUGAUUCCAAAACUGGAACCUUGGAAGUUUAGGAAUUGCUCAGAAAUGAAUGCUUAA
Molecule: messenger RNA, 234 nt
Organism: Funneliformis caledonium
Lineage: Eukaryota; Fungi; Glomeromycota; Glomeromycetes; Glomerales; Glomeraceae
Source: the annotation of a GenBank genome assembly